Lotus japonicus is the source of this 2381-nucleotide messenger RNA. RefSeq names its product beta-galactosidase 16-like. The coding region runs from base 163 to 2274 and encodes 703 amino acids. The record is from RefSeq and is a predicted model, not a curated record. The transcript has 18 exons. NCBI's taxonomy places the organism in Eukaryota, Viridiplantae, Streptophyta, Magnoliopsida, Fabales, Fabaceae. Gene Ontology annotation, cellular component: vacuole; cell wall. Gene Ontology annotation, biological process: carbohydrate metabolic process. Gene Ontology annotation, molecular function: beta-galactosidase activity.
GAGAGAGAGAGAGGUAGUUGUUUAGUCUCUCUCAGAGGGAGACGCACCCGCUUCAGUAUUUAUACUCUUAAUCAACUGAGAGAAGCGCAUUACAAAGAAAAGAACUACUCCUACCAAGUUAUAAAAGCAGAAAAUUAAAGGCUGUAGAAAAUUGGAGGAGAAAUGGUGGUGCUGCAUCAGAAGGUGGUGGUGGAACGGUGGUGGCGGUGUUCAUUCCUUGCACUCAUUUUAACUGCAUCUCUCGGCGCAGUCCACGGUGGCGAUGUCACCUACGACGGAAGGUCCUUAAUCAUUGAUGGACAACAUAAAAUCCUCUUCUCUGGUUCAAUUCACUAUCCUCGUAGCACUCCUGAGAUGUGGCCUAAUUUAAUUGUGAAAGCUAAGGAAGGGAGAAUAGAUGUCAUACAAACUUAUGUGUUUUGGAACCUACACGAGCCUCAUCAAGGCCAGUAUGAUUUUAGUGGAAGACGUGACUUAGUGAGAUUCAUUAAGGAAAUUCAAGCGCAAGGUUUAUAUGUGACCCUUCGAAUUGGACCAUACAUUGAGAGUGAAUGGACUUACGGGGGCCUACCAUUAUGGCUACAUGAUAUUCCUGGUAUUGUUUUCAGAUCUGAUAAUCAGCCAUUCAAGAUUCAGAUGCAAAGAUUCACUGCGAAAAUAGUGAACAUGAUGAAAUCGGCUAAUCUUUAUGCUUCACAAGGAGGGCCUAUCAUACUAUCACAGAUUGAGAAUGAAUAUGGGACUGUUGAAAGUUCGUUUCACGAGAAAGGAUUGCCCUAUGUUCGUUGGGCUGCCCAAAUGGCCGUGGGACUCCAAACUGGUGUACCUUGGGUCAUGUGCAAACAAGAUGAUGCUCCUAAUCCAGUGAUCAACACGUGCAAUAGUAUGCAGUGCGGGACAAAAUUCAAGGGUCCAAACUCGCCCAACAAGCCUUCAUUGUGGACAGAGAAUUGGACAAGUUUUGUUGAAGUCUUUGGAGGAAAACCAUACUUGAGAUCAGCUCAAGACAUUGCCUAUAAUGUUGCCUUGUUCAUUGCAAAGAACGGAAGCUAUGUCAAUUACUACAUGUACCAUGGAGGAACCAAUUUUGACAGAUCGGCUUCAGCUUACGUAAUAACAGCUUAUUACGACCAAGCUCCACUAGAUGAAUAUGGUUUGAUUAGGCAACCAAAAUGGGGCCAUCUUAAGGAACUACAUGCUACAAUCAAGUCAUGUUCAAAACCUCUCCUCUAUGGAACUCAAACAACAAUCAGCUUGGGCCCUCAGCAACAAGCUUAUGUUUUCAAAAGUAGCUCAACAGAUUGUGCUGCCUUCCUAGAAAAUAGUGGAGACAUGGAUGUGAAAAUUCAAUUUCAAAAUAUUUGGUAUCAACUACCACCAAAAUCAAUCAGUAUUCUACCAGGCUGCAAGAAUGUAGCCUUCAACACAGCUAAGGUGACAGUGCCAAGCAAUACCAGAGAAAUGAAAUCACAGAUACAGUUUAACUCAGCUGAAAAAUGGAAAGUGUACAGAGAAGCCAUCCCUAACUUGGAUGAUACUUCAUUAAGAGCAAAUAUACUUUUAGAUCAAAUCAGCACAGCAAAAGAUACAUCUGACUACAUGUGGUACACUUUCAGGUUUUAUCACAACUCUCCUAAUGCUCAAUCUGCUCUUAGUGUGCUCAGCCAAGGACAUGUUUUGCAUGCCUUCAUCAAUGGAGUUUUAGCAGGUUCUGCACAUGGAAGCCCUGGUGAUAAAUCUUUCAUUAUGGAGAACAAUGUCAAACUGACACCUGGGAGGAACUACAUUUCCUUCCUGAGUGCAACAGUUGGACUGCCGAACUCAGGAGCAUAUCUAGAGCGCAGAGUUGCUGGUCUACGUAGUGUGAAAGUUCAAGGCAGAGAUGUCACUAACCAAUCAUGGGGAUAUCAGGUUGGAUUGUUAGGAGAAAAAUUGCAAAUCUAUACAGCUAGUGGAUCAAGUAAAGUUCAGUGGGAAAGUUUUCAAAGCUCUACUAAACCACUUACAUGGUAUCAGACCACAUUUGAUGCACCAGAGGGCAACAAUCCUGUAGUGCUUAAUCUUGGCUCUAUGGGAAAAGGAAUUACUUGGGUUAAUGGCCAAGGUAUUGGCCGAUAUUGGGUAUCUUUCCACACACCAGAUGGAACUUCUUCACAGAACUGGUAUCACAUACCCCGUUCCAUCCUAAAAUCUACUGGGAACCUACUAGUUAUACUAGAAGAAGAGAGUGGGAACCCACUAGAGAUCACUCUAGACACAGUAUACACCACCUGAAAGAACAUGCAUUAUGAGUAAACAAGAGUACUCAGUCUACAAUUGUAUUUUUAGGAAAUGAUAUCUAUCAUAGAAAUAUAUAUAUAUAUAUAUAUAUUUUUAAGCAA